Molecule: messenger RNA, 621 nt
Organism: Emiliania huxleyi CCMP1516
Lineage: Eukaryota; Haptophyta; Isochrysidales; Noelaerhabdaceae
Exons: 1
Coding region: 1-621 (206 amino acids)
Biological process (GO): protein phosphorylation
Molecular function (GO): protein binding; ATP binding; protein kinase activity
Source: RefSeq, a predicted model, not a curated record
AUGAAGACUCGGCGCUCCUCGCGGCGGCCCGGUCCGGCCGAGCCGGCGGGCAUCGGGUCGCUCCCCGACGAGUGCCUCGUCGAGGUCUUCCGCUCGCUCGACGUCGAGGACACGCUCAGCAACGCGGGGGUGAGCAGCCGGUGGCGGCGCGUCGCGCAGGACCCGGCGCUCUGGCAGCGCACGCGCUUCUCCUCGAUCGACACGGACCGGCUGCUGAGCCACGAGGGCCACGAGGGCCACUUCCGGCUGCUCAGCCAGCCGCGCGUCGACCACACCGGCUCGUGGGCAAAGUGCGAGCGCAAGCUCGGCCGCGUCCGGCUCCUCUGCCGCUCCGUCGACCUCGACUACGUCGAGGCGGGCGAGGGCGUCUCGUACCGGCUGCUGCGCUCCAUCAGCUGCCUGCAGCAGCUGCACCACCCGACCGUGGUGCCGCUGCUCCUCGUCAACGUCGACGUGCCCCGCAACCAGCUGCAGCUUUUUUACGGCGAUGUGGGCACGCCGCUCGAGGUGCUGCUCAAGGCGGGGCGGGUGGCGAUGGAGGACGCGCGCUGCGUGCUGCGGCAGGUGCUGCAGGCGCUCGCGCACUGCCACGCGCAGGGCAUCACCCACCGCAACCCCUAG